Molecule: messenger RNA, 264 nt
Organism: Eruca vesicaria subsp. sativa (arugula)
Lineage: Eukaryota; Viridiplantae; Streptophyta; Magnoliopsida; Brassicales; Brassicaceae
Source: the annotation of a GenBank genome assembly
AUGAAUGGAGAUACUGAUGGGAGAGUUCCAGUAACAUCUACACGUUAUAGCAUCAAGAAGAUGGGACCUAAGGUGGAGUCACCAUGGAGGUCAUGGUUCCACAAGAGUCAAGUAGCUGGAUGGGUUGAAACUUAUGCUGGAGGACUAACUUUUGCCACCGUAAGGGGAGCCGGUCAUCAGGUUCCUGUCUUUGCUCCAGCGCAAUCUCUUUCCUUAUUCUCCCACUUUCUUUCUUCCACUCCAUUGCCUGCAAAACGUUUCUGA